This is a messenger RNA of Cryptococcus wingfieldii CBS 7118, 1047 nucleotides long. RefSeq lists its product as hypothetical. The record is from RefSeq and is a predicted model, not a curated record. Bases 1 to 1047 code for a protein of 348 amino acids. The transcript has 2 exons. Gene Ontology annotation, molecular function: hydrolase activity. Lineage: Eukaryota; Fungi; Basidiomycota; Tremellomycetes; Tremellales; Cryptococcaceae.
AUGUCCGACUCGCCCUCUCCCAUAACCCUUACCUUCGACACCACGCACAACCUCCAGCUCGACGCCUACCUCCCCUUCCCCCAACCAUCCUCCCAGACCAAGCUUCCUGUGGUAGUCCAUUACCACCGAGGAGGUAUGGUGAUAGGCAGUAAGAGCGACGUGUACCCGCCCUUUCUCCCUGGGUAUUUGCAGAGCAAGGGUGUGUUGCUCGUCUCUCCGAACUAUCGACUACUCUUCCCUAGCACUGCGGAAGAUAUCAUUGCCGACGUACGCACACUGUUUGCCUAUCUCGCCGCGCCAAACACCGAAUUGGACAAGACGCUUCGCCAAAACGGGUUUGCUAUCGACAUCUCUCGUAUUGCCGUCAUAGGCGUGUCCGGGGGUAAUUACCCAGCUAGAGCAGCUGCUACACUCCCCGAAAUCGUCCCCCGCCCUGUAGCAUGGCUCGAUUUAUUCGGUAUGGGUGGGGAUUGGCUCCUCGACUUUUGGCUCCAAGGCAUAGACGUCGAAAAGACCAUGCCGCUGGAAAACACCCUGCACGAUAUGGCUAAAGCUGAGGAGCUGAUACAGAAUGGGGGCGGGGAGGUGGUGAGCGAGUCGGAAGGGACCUUGGUGGAUGGGAAAGCGACGGACGUGAGAGGGAGGUUCAAUCUGUGGAUACAUUGGCAGAAGGAGGGGACGUUCUUGGACUAUGUCUUGUCUUCCCCUGGUCUUCCAGCAACCUUGAAGAGUGUGCCAUACGGAGAACGACUCGCUCUCAUACCUCCCGACAAACGCCGCUUCCUCCUCCCCAUCACCCCCCAAACACCUCCCACCUACGUCCUCCACGGCGAUCAAGACCUUCUCGUACCCAUCGAAGAAAGCUACGCCCUAGUUAACGAUAUGAAAACCUUGGGCUUGUUUGUCAAGGGGGUUUGGGUACCGGGGGCGGAUCAUGUUCUUAGGGAUCGGAAGAAGGGAGGGUGGGAGGGGAUGGUAGAUGGGUGGGAGGGGAUUGCGAGGGAGGCGGUGGAUUGGGUAGUUGCGGAAGUCGGGCGGGCGAGGUGA